AUGAAGAAAAACAGAGGCCGGACAGGUCGCAAGAGAAGAAGAAAACGCUUGCAGAGUUAUAUGGAUGGAGUCAACUGCAGUCACAAGCUGGAAUACAUUAAGCUUAAGAAGUGGCUGAAAGACAGAGGAUUUGAAGACAGUAAUUUAAGACCAGCACAGUUCUGGGAUACAGGAAGAGGACUGAUGACAACAAAAGCUCUUCAGGCAGGGGAUCUGAUUAUUUCAUUGCCUGAGAAAUGCUUAGUCACUACGGGCACUGUCCUGAGUAGCUACCUGGGAGAAUACAUAAUCAAAUGGAAGCCUCCUGUAUCUCCUCUGAUAGCACUGUGCACAUUUUUGAUAGCAGAGAAGCAUGCUGGUGAGAAAUCUCUGUGGAAGCCAUAUCUCGAUGUUUUGCCCAAGACGUACACUUGCCCUGUUUGUUUGGAGCAUGAUGUAGUAAGCCUUCUUCCUGAACCUUUGAGGAAGAAGGCUCAGGAGCAGAGAACGACGGUCCAUGAGUUGUACACGUCUUCUGAGGCUUUUUUCUCUUCCCUGCAGCCUUUGUUUGCUGAGAACACAGGAGCUAUUUUUAACUACAGUGCUCUAGAGUGGGCUUGGUGCACUGUUAAUACCCGGACAAUAUACAUGAAACACUCACAGAGGGAAUGUUUUUCUUUUGAGACAGAUGUUUAUGCAUUGGCACCAUAUUUAGAUUUGCUAAACCAUAGUCCAAAUGUUCAGGUAAAGGCUGCGUUUAAUGAGCAGACAAGAAGCUAUGAAAUUUGGACAAAUUCCCAGUGCAAGAAAUAUGAAGAAGUAUUUAUCUGCUAUGGGCCUCAUGAUAAUCAGCGGCUGCUACUAGAAUAUGGAUUUGUUGCCGUUGAUAACCCUCACAGCAGUGUUUAUGUCUCAUCAGAUACUCUCAUCAGAUAUUUUUCACCACUGGACAAGCAGAGAAAAGCAAAAGUUUCCAUUCUAAAGGAUCAUGAUUUCUUAGGAAACCUGACCUUCGGAUGGGAUGGACCAUCUUGGAGACUCCUCACAGCCCUCAAGUUGUUGAGUCUUGAAGCAGAUGAAUUUACUUGCUGGAGGAGAGUGCUGCUUGGUGAUGUAAUUUCAGCCAGAAAUGAACAGCAGACUUUGACUAUAACAGCAAAAAUAUGCCAUUUUUUAAUAGAGGAGACACAGCGUGUCCUUCUUCAGAUUUCCCAGUUGAAAGAGAACAAAGAGAACCUCAAAAAACACCUGGCUUUGGUAGAAGCAUUACGCUUGGAAGAUCUGAAGAUACUACAAAAAUCAGCAGAGAUUCUUUGCAACUUGAAUAAGACAACAGCUUGACCCAUCUGGAGCU
Molecule: messenger RNA, 1333 nt
Organism: Tauraco erythrolophus (red-crested turaco)
Lineage: Eukaryota; Metazoa; Chordata; Aves; Musophagiformes; Musophagidae
Gene: SETD4
Product: SET domain containing 4
Biological process (GO): peptidyl-lysine monomethylation; peptidyl-lysine trimethylation
Molecular function (GO): protein binding; protein-lysine N-methyltransferase activity
Source: RefSeq, a predicted model, not a curated record